This is a messenger RNA of Lizanozyma spartinae, 1002 nucleotides long. It is a transcript of the gene TDH3, whose product is annotated as glyceraldehyde-3-phosphate dehydrogenase (phosphorylating). Gene Ontology annotation, biological process: glucose metabolic process. Gene Ontology annotation, molecular function: oxidoreductase activity, acting on the aldehyde or oxo group of donors, NAD or NADP as acceptor; NAD binding; NADP binding. The record is from RefSeq and is a predicted model, not a curated record. The transcript has a single exon. NCBI's taxonomy places the organism in Eukaryota, Fungi, Ascomycota, Pichiomycetes, Serinales, Debaryomycetaceae. Bases 1 to 1002 code for a protein of 333 amino acids.
AUGGCUAUCAACGUUGGUAUUAACGGUUUCGGUAGAAUCGGUAGAUUGGUGAUGAGAAUUGCCUUGGGCAGAAAGGACAUUAACGUCGUUGCCAUCAACGAUCCUUUCAUCUCUCCUGACUACGCUGCUUACAUGUUCAAGUACGACUCCACCCACGGUAGAUACAAGGGUGAAGUUACCUCUGAAGGUGACAACUUGGUUAUCGACGGCCACAAGAUCAAGGUUUUCCAAGAACGUGACCCUGCUCAAAUCCCAUGGGGUAAGUCUGGUGUCGAUUUCGUUAUCGAAUCCACCGGUGUUUUCACCACCCUCGAAGGUGCUAACAAGCACAUCCAAGGUGGUGCCAAGAAGGUUCUUAUUACUGCUCCUUCUGCUGACGCUCCAAUGUUCGUUGUUGGUGUCAACGCUGACAAGUACACUUCUGACUUGAACAUUGUCUCCAAUGCUUCUUGUACCACUAACUGUUUGGCUCCAUUGGCCAAGGUUAUUAACGACACUUUCGGAAUUGAAGAAGGUUUGAUGACCACUGUCCACUCCAUCACUGCCACUCAAAAGACUGUCGAUGGUCCAUCCCACAAGGACUGGAGAGGUGGUCGUACCGCUUCCGGUAACAUCAUCCCAUCUUCCACCGGUGCUGCUAAGGCUGUCGGUAAGGUUAUUCCAGAAUUGAACGGUAAGUUGACCGGUAUGUCUUUGAGAGUUCCAACCACCGAUGUUUCCGUUGUUGACUUGACUGUUAGAUUGUCCAAGCCAACCACUUACGCUGAAAUCACUUCUGCUGUCAAGGCUGCUUCCGAAGGUGCCUUGAAGGGUGUCUUGGGUUACACUGAAGAUGCUGUUGUCUCUACUGAUUUCUUGACCUCUUCCGAAUCUUCCAUCUUUGAUGCUAAGGCCGGUAUCUUGUUGUCUCCUACUUUCGUCAAGUUGAUCUCUUGGUACGAUAACGAAUACGGUUACUCCACCAGAGUCGUUGACUUGUUGGAAUUGAUCGCCAAGAAAUAA